Chelmon rostratus (copperband butterflyfish) is the source of this 871-nucleotide messenger RNA. Its product is annotated as calcium-binding protein 2. Gene Ontology annotation, molecular function: calcium ion binding. NCBI's taxonomy places the organism in Eukaryota, Metazoa, Chordata, Actinopteri, Chaetodontiformes, Chaetodontidae. The record is from RefSeq and is a predicted model, not a curated record. The transcript is spliced from 8 exons. The coding region runs from base 56 to 715 and encodes 219 amino acids.
GAGGGCUCUGCUGCUCUUGUUUUCUUUUCUCACCAUUUAGGAGAGGGAAUAAAGCAUGUCCAAGGCAGGAGAGCGAACACCCUCUACGACUUCUGUCAGUUCAUCCGUAACAGAUGGCAAAGAUGGUGCCUCCAAUGAUUCCCCGUCAGGUUCAGUCUCCGAAACACCCAAGAAGUCAUCAAAGAAGUCUAAGAAAAACACAGAGAGCAUGAACAAAGUCUACAACUCUGUGCUUGACAGUGUCUUUGGGGCGGACAGAGAAUUAGCUCAGGCUGAGUUGGACGAGUUGCAAGAGGCCUUCAAAGAGUUCGACUAUGAUCAAGAUGGAUACCUGAACUACAAGGAUGUGGCUGAAUGCAUGAGGACUAUGGGAUACAUGCCCACAGAAAUGGAGCUGUUGGAGAUAGUACAACAAAUCAAGAUGAGAAUGGGCGGGUUAAUGGAUUUUGAGGACUUUGUUGAACUGAUGGGCCCCAGGAUGAUGGGAGAGACUGCUCACAUGCUGGGACUCAAAGAGCUCCAAUCGGCCUUUGUACAGUUUGACCUGGACGGAGACGGAAAGAUCAACCAGGAGGAGAUGAAGGAGGCAGUCAAGUCGCUGCUGGGGGAGAAGCUGAAGAAAGGAGAGCUGGAGGAGAUCUUGAAGGAGCUGGACAUUAACGCAGAUGGAAACAUUGACUUUGAAGAGUUUGUGAUGAUGCUCUCCAUUCGCUAGCUGCUGAAGCGACUGACAGCAAGGACAGGACACACUAACACUUCUGAAUCAUUCCACACAAAGUUAAUGCAACUAUCAUACCUUGGCAAUUUGGUAAAGUGUAAUGUAGAUAUAGACUUCGACUAUAUAACGUGUGCCUACCUCUGUAAUAACUGU